Messenger RNA from Monoraphidium neglectum, 4080 nucleotides. RefSeq lists its product as hypothetical. The record is from RefSeq and is a predicted model, not a curated record. Bases 1 to 4080 code for a protein of 1359 amino acids. NCBI's taxonomy places the organism in Eukaryota, Viridiplantae, Chlorophyta, Chlorophyceae, Sphaeropleales, Selenastraceae. The transcript has 11 exons. Gene Ontology annotation, biological process: intracellular signal transduction; cyclic nucleotide biosynthetic process. Gene Ontology annotation, molecular function: protein binding.
AUGGGCAUCACCCUGCGCGCGGACAAUGUCAACGGCAGCCUAUCAGACCCCGCGCUGAUGGACGCGCUGGAGCAGCUGCAUGCCUGCGGGAUGGCUGAGCUGGACGUGGAGGGCAAUGACGUUGGGGGCCAGCUGCUGCCACGCUGGGGGCGGUUCGCCAACCUUAGGGUGCUCAACGUCGCUAACAACUGGCUGAGCGGCACCAUCCCAAGCGAGCUGGCACUCCUGAAGAACCUCACGUACCUGGGGCUGGGCACCAAUUUCCUGCAAGGCACUCUGGGGGACUGGGUGGGCGGCCUGUCGCGCCUGGAGGUGCUCAACGUGGGCUCAAACCUGGGCAUCAACAGCGCCAACGGCUCGGACAUGGACGGCCACCUGCCGGGCAUCAUGGGCACGAUACCCCCCUCGGUCGCCAACCUGACGCGCCUGGUGGAGCUGGACUUGCAGACCAACUCAUUCCAUGGGCACAUUCCCGACAACAUCUGCGGGCCCGGCACCAACCUGCAUGUCCUCAGCCUGCGGGGCAACCGCCUCAGCGGCCCUGCGACGUCUGUAACGCGUUGCAGUGAGCUGACGGCCCUCGACCUCAGCGCCAACAAGCUGACAGGCAGCCUGCCUGCCACGGCGAACUGGACCAAGCUGGUAUCCCUGCUGAUGGGCAACAACCGUUUCGGCGGUACGCUGCCUGAGGAGAUCUACCUGAUCCCCAUACUCUCCUACCUGGACAUCAGCAGCAACAUGCUCGAGGGCACCCUUGAUGACCGCAUCAGCCUGCUGAUCUACUUGAUAUCCUUUGACGCAGGCGGCAACCGGCUCAGCGGCACUCUCACUGAGGACAUGUUCUUCCUGCCACAGCUCACCACCCUCAACCUGGCGGGCAACAGGCUCACUGGCACAGUGCAGCCUUCCCUGGGGCUGGCUUACGGGCUGCGCGAGGCCAGCUUUGCCGGCAAUGUGGGCCUGCUGGGCCAGCUGCCUGACGAGGCGGGGGGCCUGCCCUACCUGCGCCGCAUCAACCUGCGCAACACGAGCAUGUCAUGUGUGCCGAGCCACGUGGCCCUGGCUGCGCGACAGGCUGGAGCCUCCGGCUCUCCUGUGGUGCCCUCACGCUGCCCCAGCAGCGCGCUGCUGCCCUGCUUUUUGGAGUUUGAGCCCUACGACGCCCCCCGCAGCGACAACAGCCACCUGCGCUGCCGCCCGCUGCGCCGCAAGUCCCCUGAGGCCGCGGCGGCCAGCUGCUCCCCCGCCAUCCAGGCGCUGCUGCAGGAGCAGGAGCAGGCUGCGGCGGCUGGCGGCGCAGAUGGUGGGGAGCUGCGUGGCGAGAUGAGUGAGCAGUGGGAGCUGCCUCCCGCGUACUACCAGUACCAGGGCUGCGCCUGCCUGCACGGCUACCGGGAGCAGUGGGGGGAGGGCGGCACCGUGCUGGUGUGCGUCCCGGAUCGCAGCCUGCUGGAGCCCUGGGCCUGGGUGCUGGUUGCGCUGGGCGGCGUGCUGUUCCUCUUCAUGUGCGCGCUGGUGCUGGUUGCCAGCAGAUGGGUCCUCUUCCGCUCUCGAUGGCUGAGGGACGCCGACCUGCGACGCAAGCGCGCGCGCUGGGGCUCCCUCAAGCCCGGGGCGCGCCUGAGCGUGGUGGUCACUGACGUCGAGGGCUACUCAGAGCUGAUGAAAGCGUGCCCCAGCCUCACGCGCAAGGCCGUGGCCAUGCACAACGCCGUCAUGCGCAAGGCCGUGCAUGACCAGGCGGGCCACAUCUUCGAGCAGGAGGGGGACAGCUGGGCGGUGGCGUUUCAUGAUGCGCAGGACGCGGUGGCUUUUUGCCUGCAGGCGCAGCAAGCCCUGCACAAGGUGGACUGGCCCCUGGGCCUGAUGAGCUCAUCAUCGUUGCGGGGUACGGGGCAGAGCGAUGACGAGGGCCUCGCCAGCAUGACAGAGGGCUCAGCCCACAGCACCGCUGGGGCAGCCCUUCACCAGCGCGGGCGCCUGCGACAGCUGCUGGGUGUGGGUAGCAUGGGCAUGCUCCUGGCGCCUGGUCAGGAUGAUGCGCGCGGUAAUGGCAAUCGCCAGCAGCAAGAGCAGCAGCACCAGCAGCAGGAGCUACAGCUGGGCCAUCUGCCUUCGCUGAACAGCAAGGCCAGCCGAGAGGGCAGCACCAUUAGCGACGUCAGUGCAACGGACAGCAUCACCAAUCCCGGCGCUCGCCCUGGCAGCCCGCGCAGCGCUGACCUGGCGUCGGGACUGCGGCGGGCGUCGCGCGGCGGCUCCAGCAUGUCGCGGCAGGAAUCCCUGGGGGCUCCUGCCUCGCGCAUGACGUCCGAUGUGAUGUCCCUGUCAGCGUCGGCGUCGUCGUUUACCGAGCGCGAGGGCAACGACCUGGUCCACCACUCUGCGAGCAGGACGCAGAGCGGCGGCGGCGCCGCCAUGCCGUCAGCCGCCAGCGCCAGCGGUGCGCCGACUGGCAGCGGCUGGAGCCGGCGCUCGCGCGCGUCUCACGCGCGCUUCUUCAGCAUGCUGCGGGCGGCGGGCAGCGCACCCCAAGGGCGGCUGUUGUAUGGGCUGCGCGUGCGCAUGGGCGUUGCUAGCGGGGCCCUGGCAGAUGAGGACGUCCACAGCAGUGCAGUGUUCCGCCUGGCCAAGCUGGUGUGCGACAUGGCCAACGGCGGGCAGGUGCUGCUUGAGGCGGCGUCAUUUGACCUGGUCAAGGACCACCAUGAAGAGCUGGGGGCGGUGGACCACCACGGCUAUAACGACCGCACCCUGGUGGGGCGCGCUGGGCUGCGGUCACUCUGGACAUGCUGCAACGCCUACGCUGUGGCGGAGGGCGUGAAGGGCUCCAGCAUUGUGUGCCUGGACAUGGGCGAGUGGCAGGUGCCGGGUGUCAACUGCGCGGACGCCUUUGGAGGGGAGGACCGCGCACCUGCUGCUGCAGGUUCUGUGGCGGCCAGGACCCCAGAGCCCAAGCAGUCUCUGCUGGGUCUGGCCCACACAAGCUCGGGACGGCUGCCGCGGUCCUCCUCUAUCGGCAGUGGGGCCUGCGACCAGCAGCGUCUGCGUGUGUACAGCGUGCUGCCCCAGCCCCUGGCGGAGCGCGCCAAGGUGUGGUGCGGCGCCCUGGCGGUUGGCCCAGGGUGGCACCAGACAGAUCGCGGUUUCUUCGACGCCCCGGGCGCGGCUGCGGCUGUGCUGGGCCCCGAGGACGCGCUGGCGCCGCCGCAGGACGCUGCCAUGCCGCCCGUGACCCUCGUAUUUGCAGCUGUGGAGGGUGCCAAGGCGCUGGCGCGCGCCCGGCGCGAGGCGGACGUGCGCGCCCUGGCUGCGGUGCUGGGCACGACGCUGCUGGCCACGCUGGAGGCCUUCCCUGGCGGCUACCUGUGCCGCCAGCAGGAGGGUGACCUCAAGUACAUGCUCGCCUUCCCUGAAGCGAGCGCGGCUUUGCAGUGGUGCCUGCUGGCUCAGGAGGCGCUCAUGUACGCGCCCUGGCCGCCCGCGCUGCUGUCCCUGCCUGGGCUGGCCGAGGUGCACGCCCCGGGUGACGGCGCGCUGCUGUUUCGUGGGCCGCGGCUCAAGAUGGGCGUGUGCGAGGGCGUCCCCCAGAGCGUGGAACCCGACCACGUGGGGCGCGCGGACUACCACGGCGCCAGCGUCAACCAAGCCGCGCGCUUCAUGGACGUCGCGGCGCACGGCGGGCAGGUGGCGUGCGAGGAGGCCCUCACGUGCGGCAUUUUUAGCGUGGCCGUGCGCGCCUACCACUUGGGCACCUUUGUUUUCAAGGGGGGCGACCCCACCGCCAUGGUGACUGUCACCAGCGCGAACCUGGCGCAGCGCACCGCCCUCACGCCACAUGACGAGCCCAAGGGCAAAGGUCACCGCGUGGCGGAACGUGUGGGCGUUGCGGACGGCGCCGUUGCGCUGCUGCCCGAUGUGCUGGGUGGCAAGAUGCGCGAGGCCUUCGUGGGCAUGGCGGGCGCAGGCUGGCCAGCCUCGGAGCCGCUUGGGGCUUACGAGAAGUGGCUUGCCUGCGAGCUGGCACGCCGCCGACUGCUGAUCGGGGAGCGGCUGCCAGUGCGAUUUGAGCCUGCCUAA